CUCGCUCAUCCGUGGUCUCCCAAGCCCCAGUCCAUGGUUAUCUGCUUCCGAUAUAGGAUUGAUCGAUAAUCAAUGACUGGGAUAGAGACCAGUCGGGAUAUUUUUAUCCCUCCGCUGUCAGGUAUUAAAAGGGAAUAGCAGCCACUCGGGUAUUCAUCCACGGUUAUUGCAGACCCACUCCAGAAGGCUGACGGACUGACAGACUCCUUAUCGCAUCUCCCUUGUCAAUAAUGCAGUGGGUCAUGUCAAGCACCAUCACCUCUAGCAAGGACACUGACUCCAGCCUUUGCUCCGUCUUCGUACAUGAGCCUGUUUUAAUUAGGUCACACCGACACUAAUUCGAACAAUAACCUCUGAGCCGAGAUUACCAAACGUUGGCACCAUUACCUAUCGUGGGUUAAUUCGAAUAUCACCAUGUCGAACUCUUUCCACGAGACCGCGGCCAGUGCUGUCCAGGCCCGGAAUCGCAUUCGCCAUCACAUCUACCAAACACCGCUCAUUCCAGCCCGGAAAACGGGCCAGGUUUUCAAUGCAAAUAUUCUCUUCAAAGCGGAGAAUUUCCAGCUCACUGGAUCGUUCAAACUCCGAGGUGCCUUGUCAAAGGUGUCGGCUCAAACCUCAUCCGGACGCCUGAUCACAGCGUCAUCAGGGAACCAUGGAAUCGGUGCUGCAUUCGCAUCGCAAGCGCUCUCCAGGGACCUUACUGUUGUACUGCCCGAGACCGUGAUGCCAUCCAAGUUGGAAAAGAUCAAGUCCUUUGGCGUGGAGGUGAUUCUGCACGGAGCGGAGACGGGUCUCGCCGAGCAGCAUGCACAGCAACUCGCUGCGUCGGGCGCGUAUACUUACAUCUCUCCCUACAAUGACGCUGACAUCGUCGCCGGGCAAGGAACCAUCGGAUUGGAGAUCCUCGAACAGUGCGACCAAGUCGAUAACGUCUUCAUCUCCAUGGGCGGCGGCGGACUCAUCAGCGGCAUUGGGUCCGUUCUCAAGGCGUUCAGCCCACGCACCAAGAUCUACGGCGUCGCAGCUCUCAACUCCCGAGCUUUAGCGGCGUCUCUGGCGGUCGGUCGCGUUGUCGAGACGGACCACUUGCCCACUCUAGCCGAGGCAGUGGCCGGUGGCAUCGAUGAAGACACGAUCACUCUUCCUCUGGCCAGUUCGGUGGUCGAUCAGGUCGUGGAGUGCGAUGAGGCGGAGAUCGUCGAGGCUUUGAAGACUCUGGCCUUUGACGAGAACAUGAUUGUCGAAGGCUCAGCUGCUCUUGCUCUGGCGGGAUUUACUAAAGUCGCUCGGGAAUUGGCUGGUCAGACCAGCAUCAUCCUCUUGUGUGGUGCCAAUGUUGACCAGGGCGUUGUAAAGAGGACCAUCUACGGGAUCUGAAAGCACGAAGUGUACAUGUCGGAAUGAAGUCCUUGCCGUCACCGGAGACAUAUGAGUAUUAGUACUAGCAGUAGCAUGUAAUGACUAACGGCAGACCGUUGAUUGAUGGCAGCGGUGAAGGAACAUCCUAAAAAUAAAAC
Molecule: messenger RNA, 1520 nt
Organism: Aspergillus steynii IBT 23096
Lineage: Eukaryota; Fungi; Ascomycota; Eurotiomycetes; Eurotiales; Aspergillaceae
Product: threonine ammonia-lyase
Exons: 1
Coding region: 415-1380 (321 amino acids)
Biological process (GO): L-serine catabolic process; L-threonine catabolic process
Molecular function (GO): L-serine ammonia-lyase activity; threonine deaminase activity; pyridoxal phosphate binding
Source: RefSeq, a predicted model, not a curated record